This is a messenger RNA of Cynoglossus semilaevis (tongue sole), 1086 nucleotides long. RefSeq names its product TBP-like 1 (gene tbpl1). Gene Ontology annotation, molecular function: DNA binding. The record is from RefSeq and is a predicted model, not a curated record. Gene Ontology annotation, biological process: DNA-templated transcription initiation. NCBI's taxonomy places the organism in Eukaryota, Metazoa, Chordata, Actinopteri, Pleuronectiformes, Cynoglossidae. The transcript is spliced from 7 exons. Bases 268 to 852 code for a protein of 194 amino acids.
CAGUUUGUUGCCGGCUGCGAUGGAACUCCAGUGUAAAGAGACGCCACUGAAAGCGGAAGUGGUGUCUGUUGCUAGCAUGGAUGGUAUGUACCUGUGGAGAGAAGGGAUUGUCCAGUUAUUAGACCGUUAAAUAGCUGCUUCAUGUGUUGACAGAGACAGUUGUUAAAUAGCUGAAUCGGCAGUCUCAUCUCCUUACUUGGUGAUGCUGCUGGUGAUCGUGUGAGGAGAUAACUCCUGUGGUCCCAUCGCUGCACCACACACUUCCUCAUGGAUUCCGGAAAUGAUGAGGCACUUGAUAUCAUUAUCACCAACGUAGUGGCCACCUUCAGGACGAGAUGCCAUCUUAACCUGCGCACCAUUGCUUUAGAAGGAAUCAAUGUCAUUUAUAAGCCAGAAGAUGGGAAAGUCCUGAUGAAGCUUCGUAAGCCCAAGAUAACAGCGUCAAUUUGGUCCUCUGGAAAAAUAAUUUGCACUGGAGCAACAAGUGAGGAUCAAGCCAAAGUGGGUGCACGCAGGUUAGCACGCUGUCUGCAGAAACUUGGCUUCAAGGUGAGGUUUUCAGCUUUCAAAGUUGUAAAUGUUCUGGCGGUGUGUUCCAUGCCCUUUGCUAUCCAUCUCAUAGACUUCACUAAGAACAACCGUCCGAUUGCCAGUUAUGAACCAGAGCUCCAUCCAGCGGUUACCUACAGGAUCAAACAUUUAAGGGCAACGUGUCAGAUUUUCUCCACCGGCAGCCUCACAAUUACAGGACCAAAUGUGCAGAAUGUUGCCACAGCCGUGGAGCAGGUCUACCCUCUACUGUAUGAGUGUCAGAAACCUCUAAGGAAGGCUGAAGGAGUCAGUAGGGAGUGAAGCACCUUAGCUGUCUGUUUAUUUAUUUACUUUUUUUAAUCACUACCUUCCAACAGCCACAUUCAAACACCCGACACACUCGCCUGAGAUAAAAAAAAAAAAUGAAAAGAAAAAAAAACUACGCUUGCCUCACUUUGAAGACUUGCUGAUGUCAGUGUUGUGUGACAAAAAUGUAUUCCAGGAUCUGUUUGAACUGGAGUUGCAUCGAAUGUGUUCUUCUGUUGCUUAUUGUUG